Messenger RNA from Sebastes umbrosus (honeycomb rockfish), 2371 nucleotides. RefSeq names its product chloride channel CLIC-like protein 1. Lineage: Eukaryota; Metazoa; Chordata; Actinopteri; Perciformes; Sebastidae. The record is from RefSeq and is a predicted model, not a curated record. Gene Ontology annotation, molecular function: chloride channel activity. Gene Ontology annotation, cellular component: endoplasmic reticulum; membrane.
AGUGAUAGUACUGCUGAGCUGUUUUUCUGCACGUUUUUACUGUAGUUAAAGUGUAAAGUCUUUAAUAUUCAGCGUAUUAGUGUAACCUUAACCUAUUAAAGUGUCUUUUAAACCACGUUUUAGUCGAUGAGUCUGACAGUUAGCCACUCUGUACUUGUGUUCACUUCCCUGGGAGUCUUGUUUGGAUGUUAUCAGCUGCAGCGAGCUAACUCUCUGUAACACUGGACUGGUUUAUUAGGUGAAGUAUAGCCUCCUCUCUCUGCCAGCAUGCUCCUCAUCGUCCUGGUAUUCAGCCUGUCUCUGGUUGUAACAGGACAGGAGGCGGACAACGACUGGAUAGACCCGUAUGACAUGAUCAACUACGAUUCAAGCACCAAAAGCAUGAAGAAGCCUGCAGAGCCAACAAACUAUGACAAUGUGCCAACCAAGAGAAGGGAGUACACUCAUGACUUAAGCCAGGUGGAGCUGACGUCCUGCAGGACACAAGUAGUGGAUCUAAAGAGACAGAUUGAAGACCUAAAGAAGAGAAUCACUCUCAUCUCACAGCAGCCUACAUGCAACCCAGUGUUCAAACGCUUCCUUACCAGACUCCGGAAGGAAAUACAAAGAGUUGGUUUGCCCAGUGACUCCACGGAAGUCUUCUACGAUGCCAAAAUCAGACUGUCCUCACAAGCCAUGGCAGAGAUUGAGUCACUUCUGGAGGGUGGAGACAGCUGGAGAACAGGAGCUCUGGACAACGCCAUCAGUCAGAUACUGGUAGAUAUCAGACCACAUGACUACGAGGCCUGGAAGUGGCGUUUUGAAGACACCUUUGGCGUGGAGCUUGACACAAUAUUAAAAAUGGGGCUCGGUGUUCUGAUCAUAGUGGCCAUCAUAUGCACUCAGCUCUGGUCAACGGUGUCCUGGUUCGUGCAGUUCAGUCGACUGUUUGCUGUCUGCUUCUUCGUCAGUAUUAUCUGGAACUGGCUUUAUCUGUACAAGAUUGCCUUUGCUGAUCACCAAAGCCGCCUAGCAAAGAUGGAUGGCAUCAAUGAAAAAUGCACUGGAAUGAAGAAAAUUGACUGGAGUGAUAGCUUGAAAGAGUGGUUCAGAAGCACCUGGACUCUUCAAGGUGACCCGUGUAAGAAAUACUAUGAAGCCAUCGUGGUUAACCCCAUUCUGCUGGUACCUCCAACAAAGGCGAUCGCAGUUACCAUCACAACCUUCAUCACAGAGCCACUAAAGCACGUUGGACAGGGGAUCAGUGAGUUUCUUGUAGCCCUCCUCAAAGAUCUACCAAUCACCCUGCAGAUCCCAGUUCUCCUCACUAUUGUGCUCGCCAUAGUGGUAUGCAUGUACGGAGGCGUGCAAGCAGUCUUCCAGCAUGGCAUCGCUGCUCCUUUCCGCCGCCCUCGAUUGGAUCCACCUCCUCCUCCACAGUUGGAGCCACAGCAACCUCGCCUCCAGCAGAUCGAAGGCAUUGACCACUUAGCAGCAGGGGACGCACCACCACCACAACAAGUCCCAAGGCAACGAGCCGAAGGUGGCAGAUUAGACAGGAACCAGGUUCGUCAGAGGCAGCCCAACAGACCCAGGGAAAAGCCAGCCAAGUUGGUUAUAGAGACACUACGCACCACCGAGUCUCGCUAUAGCGAGAAUGAGACGGAUGGUGAGCGGCGUGAGGCGGAGCAGAAUCUCUCCGAUGAGUCAGAUUCAGAAAACCAGCCGGAGACCCAAGAGGAGCUAGAAGGAGAGAGUGUUCCUGCUAACACGACCCAAACAAAAACCAAACCCACUGAAUCAGAUUCAUCUCCAUCAAAGAUUAAACCUCUGGAAGUGAAUAAAAAACGUUCUCAAGAUAAAAUCAGCAGAGACGGUGCAGCACCGAGACCUCAGCCAGCAGAAGGGCAACCUUCACAAACUGAUGCUCAGCUUUGCACAAGCACUAAUGGGAUGGUGAAUAACAUGCGACAUAAAUUGGAGCGGCACGCCUCAGCAGAAGACAGGACCUCCUCUGUCUCACUGCCGCACGUUGAAACCGUCGGAGCUCCUGUUCAGGAGACAUCAGCGGAGUAGACUACACUGAUCACUAUCGUCAUCAGUGUUUGAUGCUUUUUGCUGGACUGUGGAGGCGGGGAUAGUUUAUGUCCCUGACUAACUGAUGUACAGACAUUGUUUAAAUGUGCAUGUCCAACAUUUUUGAAGGUAACCUAGUGGAGAAACCAGUCCAAUGUUGCCAACUAACUUUAUCUUGUUGAGUCACCAAUACUGUUUGGUCAAUCUGUUCAGUAUUUCAUGAUGAUUAGAAAGAGCAAAACAUUCAAUCAACAGCACAGCAGCCGGACUAGAACAAGUAUCAGGGAAACAGGAAACGGAUAUUUCAAAAACAGCA